CGCAGUAGUGGUGGCCAAGGGUUUUCGAGGUAGUGCUGUGCGGAGGGUGAGGAACUUUUUAUGGCGGAUGUCGCAUCAAGGAUGGCUUUCCGUAGCCUACGGAUUUCGCGACGUUAUCCGUGGUCGUAGAAGUACUCGUUGCAAGGCGCGCAUUAGGAGGUCGAUUCAUGGUAGUCUUCUUCUGACAUGUUUAUGGAUGAAGGGGUGAUGGUAGUUGGAAGUUCCGAGUUAAUCUUCAGCUGGGAGUGGGGGUGAGGAUGGUUGUCUGAGACUAUACACCAAUAUAGGAUCUAACUACCCAGAUCAAACCCCGUGCUCGAGAGCCAAUUCAUGCUGGCCAGAAACUGUGCUGCCGUGUGCGGCUGUACUUUCUCAAACAACAGCAUGUCGACGCACCCCCGACCUCUAUCCACCAUCAUCCAACUCGCAAUAGGUCUUCUCUAUGCCCGGGUCGUCCCAAAUCUACUCUUUCCAGGCUGGAAACCAACACAUACUCAACAAUGCCCGCGACACCAGGAUAGGAAAUGCGGUAUUCAAUAACGUCGGUCGCGAUCUGUUCAAUCAGAAUCUUUAUACUGGAAAUCCACUUUGGGAAGCGAUCGCAGACGUCGGAGCAUCUCAUAAUUCGGAACAACAGGUUGACCGGGGCCGUUGUCUCCCUGGAACUCGUAAAGCAGUUCUCAAACUGAUUCGGCAAUGGGGAGUUUCCAACUGCGAGAGUAUGCCAAUUUGUUGGCUUUCUGGCGCUGCGGGUGUAGGAAAGUCAGCCAUCGCAUUGACUGUUGCCGAAGAAUGCGAGAAAGAUGGCCUCGUGGCCUCGUUCUUCUUUUUCAGAUCGGACCCCAAGCGAAACAAUCCUUCAUCCCUCAUUCUAUCCAUCACACAUGGCCUCGUAGUGACAAGGCCACAUUUGAAGCCCUUCGUUGACCAGAGAAUCGCUGCUGAUCCUCGGAUCCUCAAGGCUAGGCUGGAAGAUCAGUACAAGGAACUCAUCCUAGAAAAUCUGAAUCAUCCUCCCCCGUCAUCUGCUCACAGGGUCCCCAACCUGGUCAUCAUCGAUGGCCUGGAUGAAUGUGGUGAUGCUGCCAUGCAGCGCCGUGUCCUCUCCAUCAUUUUUGCCACAUAUCAACAACCAUACCACUACCCUAUACGGUUUCUCAUAUGCAGCCGUCCUGAAUCCUGGAUUCGACAAGAAUUUAGUUGUUUCAGUGACCUGACCAAACAUAUCGAACUGGAUGAUUCUUUCUGCCCCCAUUACGACAUUGAACUUUAUCUCAAUCAGCAGUUCCAGGAGAUCCAAGAAGAUCCAAGCUAUUCGCAGGUUGUAUUCCCAAACCCGUGGCCAUCUCCCCAUCAUGUUCGGUUCCUGGUUCGGAAAGCUGACGGUCAAUUCAUUUUUGUGAUAACUGCCAUGAAGUUUGUCAAGAUGGAGUACACGCUUCCAACUGAUCAGCUUUGCAUUAUCCUCAAUACUAUAUCCAAUCCUUCCUCUGUAUCUUUGAUUCAUUCGCCCUUCAAUGAUCUCGACCAACUUUAUCUUGUGGUAUUGCGUGCCAACCCUGACUGUGAUAAGCGUCUGCUCCCUGUUCUUGCGGUGAUCACCAUAACUCCAAAAUCAUCUCCAGCAUUCAUUGAACUUUUACUUGGGCUCUCUUCUGGCACGGUGGCUCAGACAUUACGUGCGAUGCACUCGGUACUCAAUGUCCGUGGUUGGGAAGAUGACAUUGGCAUUUACCACCAAUCUUUCACCGAUUUCCUUUUCAGCCAGGCACGUUCAAGGGAGUUCUACAUCGACCAAUCGAUGUGGAAGGACUCCCUGGCCUGUCGGUGGACUAGACUCCUUACCAAGCGGUGUAGAGAUGAUCCUGGGUUGCUAGGGACCGCACGCUCAGCUUACUCGAGUUCUUUACGAAAAUUGGUACAACGCUGGAGCGGUCGCCUUUAUCAAGUGGGUCGUAUCAGUAGUGUGCUGAUGUCGGAGGUGGAUGCUUUCUACCACGUGGCUUUGUCUAUUUCCGCAGAGUUAGUGGGUCACGACAUGCUCCUUCGGACACUUGCGGCAAUUCUACUACCAUCCCGUGGGUCAAACUCACCUGCUUUCAUCCGAUUUUUGGUUGGACUCCGGAGAGAGGAUUUAAAUCAGACAUUGCAAGCAAUGGACACAAUUAUUCACGUGGAUCAACAAUUUGGUUUCCAAUCCAUUUCUCUUGUUGUCUCCACACAUUACACAUUCCGGGAUUUCGUCUUCUCCCGUUCUCGGUCAAAGGAGUUUUUCAUCGAAAAACGCUAUCAUAGCAACCUCCUUGCACUGAAAUGCCUCCGUUUUUUGCGGAGGGAUGUAGUCCCUUGGAGCGAAGAUAGGGUUUUAGUCAUGGAAAAUUGGGCUCGCAUCUGCACUGACGUCGACAAUCCUACUAGUGAGGAAUUGUUGUUCGAACUCUACCAUAUGGACUUAGGUGGUGCCUUCGCGAAGUCUCCCAACUGCCUGCAUCGCCUUCUUUGUGACUUCAAAAUGAUCUCAACUUGGCUAGAAUCUAAAACCAACACCGCCGAUCUUUUGGAUCAGUUUAAAAGCAUUCAACGCGGAUUUCACAUUCGAAGCACAACAUUCCCCAAUGACGUCAUUGCUCCAAUAAUCCUCUCAAUCGUCGAUUGGUGGCAGUCUUCAAAUCCUGAGGGUGAAACAAUUCACGUCGAACGGAUGAUGGAUUCUGGCAUGAACUAUGCCCAGUACCAGGAAUUGCGUAGAUUGGCUACGAUCAGAUUGCGCUCAGCCGAGUUUUGCCGGUGCGAGUCAAGCUCUGCAUUUGAUUCUAAUUGCGUUUCGACUCUGAUCCCUGGUAUAACGGACAUGUAUCACGUCAAUAUCCCAGCUGGCUGUGCUCAAGUUUUCAAAAGACUUGUAGCCAGUUUGGACACACACAAAACACAAGAUUUGACCAUCCUGCGCCGCGAUCUCACUUGCCACCUAUUGGUGAAGUGUCCACGUCUAAUUGCAAAAUGUCUUCCCUUACCUGAACUACUUCCCCACUUUCGGAUGCUCUUGGAUUUUGCUAAGACAUUGGGAUUGGGCAACCAUGACCCAAGGAAAUUCGAGAUGCCGAGGAAGAAGCUACUGUCGUGGCUCGAGAAGUUCCCUCCCGAUUGUGCCUAUGAAGUUGAAACUCUAAGAAAAGACCUCCUUUCUCUAAUGCCUAUGCAACUUGAUGAAUGAUUUCUUCGCAUUUCGUUGAAUUGACUAUGAUCCAUCUGCCAGACGGCAUGCAGGUUGCUUUGUUCUGGGGAAUACUUGGCAUCCAUCGCAUUAGAGUACCACUUGGCAGUCAGAGCGUUUAGCUACGGUAUCACUUCGGCUGUCGAGUUGUCUGCAUCCAUAUUCACAC
Molecule: messenger RNA, 3383 nt
Organism: Marasmius oreades (fairy-ring Marasmius)
Lineage: Eukaryota; Fungi; Basidiomycota; Agaricomycetes; Agaricales; Marasmiaceae
Exons: 6
Coding region: 443-3214 (923 amino acids)
Source: RefSeq, a predicted model, not a curated record